GACGUCGAUAUCUAGAAUUCCGACAGCAAAGCUACCAUGACAUUGAGAUCUACACAGGAAUUAUCCGUCGUAAGUAUCAAUACAUUUCCGAGUGGUCAAUAUAGGUUUCGGAUCCGUAUCUACACAUCCCCAAAUCUACGAUCGUGCUUAUGGCACAAACGAAAGCUCAUUGGAGGCGAAUCCGGCCCGCAUGUCCGCUCUCCAGAUGCAGACACGUCUCAACAGAGUAUUCAUCACCAUGGGCUUUCAAUGCAGUCUUAUGGGAGAUUUCGAAGAAGGGCGUGACAAUACCACCUAGAUGAAUACACUACACUACCUAGGCGAGAUCUCUGCAUAUUGCCUCCUGAUAUUCAUUUCAAGCUGAAAUUUUGGCGAGGAUGGGUAGCAUUUGCUGGAGUUGAUAGAACUUCUUUACUUUUUUCUUUCUCCACUAGGAUUUCUUGCAUUCUGCCAGUAUGGCAAGGCAAUUUCCGUUAGUGUCUGUCACAAAAACCAUUGCAGCAACUCGUCUUACCUUCCUAACCUGUAAGAAAAUCGCUGAGCCGGUCCGCUCAUACCGUUGUUGCCAUUGGAUUGACAGUUGCUUCUUGCCCAAGACUGAGCAAAAUUGUCAUUGAUCUGAUAGAAGCUUAUUUUCACAAGGACCAGUCGCACCAACAAUCCCUUGCAAGAUGUGCAGGGUUGUAAGGAUGGCACCAGCCUGUAGCGAACCUUACUUACACCAAAUGCAUAUUAAAUUCUAUUUCAGCCAUUUUCAUGCAUGGGACAAGUGUAUCCAUGCCUUUAUUCGUAAUAUUUUAUAACGUCUUAUCUAAUUCCCUGUGCGGCGCAUGGGAAAGUCAUCCGCAGAGCACCGGUUAUGAGGAAUAUUAAUUGAAACCAGCUGAUCGGGUGUCGGUCUCUGGAAAGAUUGAUACCGAGUUGAUGUGCAAUGUAGGUUGCUUCUCGCGCGCUACUCUAGCGUCGAGCUCUAUAAGACAUCUCUUGGUUCCUUUCCGUCAAGCCAUCUUAACUCUUCUUUGAUAUCCGGAGAAUUCAUUGUUCAUUAGACACGCGGCACAAUCCCUCUGCCUCGCCGCACGCUAGCAUCAAUCAAUUCUUCAUCCAUUCGUUGAUAUCUAAGAGCACUUUAUUAUACAAUCAUCCAUUUUAAUAAAUCCCCUUCAACCGUUUAACUGAAACGUCAAAAUGUCAGAAUCACCAGACAGUCAGAUCUCUGAUCCUAUAUUUGACAGGUUCGAAGAAGGGUCGGAUAUCCUCUCGAGUAGGGAUACAAUUGCAACACCAAACUCCGAAAUGACCCCUCCCGAAAGUCCUGUGGAAAAGCACGCUAUACUUGAUCCUCGAACUAAAUCUCGUCAGUUGGCCGCGUCCUUGUCGCUCGAAGAGCAGGUCUCUCUACUAGUGGCUGCAGAUUUCUGGAGAUCAAAAUCAAUACCUUCCAAAGGCGUACCAGCAUUCAAGACAUCCGAUGGCCCAAAUGGUGCUCGUGGAGCCAUUUUCAAGGCUGGAACAAAGGCCGCAUUAUUUCCAUGCGGUAUUUCACUAGCAGCAACAUGGAACACCGAUCUUAUUCAUGAAGUUGGACAACACCUCGCAGAUGAAACGAAAGCUCGAUCUGCUCAGGUUUUAUUGGCACCGACAGUCUGUUUACAUCGCGGUCCAUUGGGGGGAAGAAAUUUCGAGUCUUUCUCAGAAGAUCCUUACCUGACGGGAAAGCUCGCUAUCGCUUACAUCAAGGGGUUGCAGGAGAAGGGUAUUGCUGCAACAAUAAAACAUUUCGUUGCCAAUGAGCAAGAGACAUUCAGAUUAACCAUUGAUUCUGUUGUGCAAGAAAGGCCUCUACGAGAAUUAUAUUUACGACCUUUCGAGAUGGCCAUUCGGGAAGCUAAUCCUUGGGCUGUCAUGUCUUCCUAUAAUCUGAUUAAUGGUGUUCAUGCAGAUUGUAAUUUCCACACGCUGAGGGAAAUCUUAAGGGAAGAGUGGAGCUAUGAUGGUUUGGUCAUGUCCGAUUGGGGUGGAACGAACUCAAUUGUGGAGUCCAUCGAAGCAGGUUGCGACAUAGAAAUGCCAGUCUCAACGAAAUGGCGUGGCGCAAAGGCGAUCGAAGCAGUCAAAAAUGGUGAACUAAGCCGAGAGGCUGUUGAGAAGGCCGCUGCAAACGUACUAUAUCUCGUUGAACGAACAAAGGGAUCAGAUAUGACACCCGAAGCCCCUGAAGCUGAGGACGAUAGAGAAGAAACUAGAAAAUUGAUUCGCCGGGCGGGGGUAGAAGGAUUGACCCUACUCAAAAACAAAGAUAAUAUCCUACCAAUCAAAUCCUCCCAAACAAAAGUUGCCGUCAUAGGACCAAAUGCCAAUCGCGCAAUUGCAGGAGGUGGAGGUAGUGCUAGUUUAAAUCCUUACUACAACACCAUACCCCUCGAUAGCAUCAAAGCAAUCCCCGGAAUAGAUGUCACUUACGCCUUGGGUUGCCACACCUACAAAUGGCUUCCUCUAGCAGCAGACUACUGUACCACUUCCACCGGCGCCCAAGGCGUAACUCUCGAAUUUCACAUUGGCGAUAAAUUUGAAGGAGCUCCUCGAAUAAUUCAACACCGCACCAACACAGAUCUCUUCCUCUGGGAUUCGGUUCCAGAAGAGGUAAAUCCAAUCUGGUCCGUCCGCGCAAAAACCAUACUGACACCUACCACCACGGGCUUACACACCCUCUCCUUCUCAAGUGUCGGUCCUGGAAGACUUCUUGUAAAUGGAGAUGUCAAAGUCGAUUUGUGGAAUUGGACGGAUCUGGGGGAAGCUAUGUUCUCGGGAUCAAAAGACAUUCUCUUUGAUAUCUUUCUCGAAGCCAAUGUUCCGGUGCAAUUGGUCGCUGAAACAACAAAUGAAAUUCGGCCAUUGUCCAAACAAGCACAAGUUAACCAAACCCAUGCAACCGGCGGUUGUCGUAUUGGUUACAAAGAGGCGGAUGCUGAGAAUUAUUUGCAAAAAGCUAUUGAUGCGGCAAAGUCCUCCGAUGUAGCAAUUGUAAUCGUAGGGUUAGAUGCGGAGUGGGAAAGUGAGGGCUAUGAUCGUCAGACUAUGGAUUUACCGAGUGACGGAAGUCAGGAUCGAUUAAUUGAUGCAAUUGUGGACGCGAACCCAAACACAAUUGUGGUUAAUCAAUCUGGAAGUCCUGUAACGAUGCCUUGGGCAAAGAAGGUUCCAGCAAUCUUGCAAGCGUGGUACCAGGGGCAAGAAGCUGGAAAUGCAUUGGCUGAUGUCCUUUUCGGAUUCGAAAACCCUAGUGGAAAACUACCUACAACCUUCCCAGUCCGCCUGUCAGAUAACCCAACCUACCACACCUGGCCAGGCGAAAACCUCCGUUCUCUCUAUGGCGAAGGUCUCUACAUCGGUUAUCGCCAUUACGAUCAUCUGUCUCUCCCCCCUCUCUUCCCUUUCGGUCACGGUCUCUCUUACACUACGUUUUCUUAUUCCGCUCCUACUCUCUCCUCCCAAACGUUCUCUUCCUCAAAUCAAGACAGAAUCACCUUAAGUCUCAACAUCAAAAAUACAGGACCUAGAAAAGGAAAGGAAAUAGUACAACUUUAUAUCCACGAUGUGAAGAGCAGUCUAGUUCGACCGGAAAAGGAACUGAAGGGGUUCGCGAAGGUAGAGCUUGAGGCUGGAGAAGAAAAAAGCGUUGAUAUUGUAAUUGACAAAUACGCAUUGGGAUACUGGGAUGAAUCGUUGAGAAAUGGGAAAGGGCUGUGGAUUGCUGAGGAGGGCGAAUUUGAGGCUUGGGUUGGCGCUAGUGCAGAAGAUAUCAGACAAAAAACCUCGUUUGAGGUCAAGGAGUCUUUUACUUGGAUUUUCUAAUUGGGUCGUAUCGGAUGGGGAGAUAUACGAGGGAAACGUGACAGAAGAGAGAGGAAGGAAAGAAGAAUCCAAUCGAUAGUAGAAUAUCUACAAAUGGUAGAAUGGCAGAAGUAUAAGGAGUUGGAAGAGAGCAAAUAUGGAAGAAGACUGGAAAGGGAGUUUUUUUCAGUUUAUUCCCAAGUUUUAUGCAUGCAAUAGCGCAUAAUUACAGGUUCAAUCGGCUUUUUUUCAAACACAAUGCAAUUAAUUACUAGCA
This is a messenger RNA of Botrytis cinerea B05.10, 4111 nucleotides long. RefSeq lists its product as hypothetical. The record is from RefSeq and is a predicted model, not a curated record. Gene Ontology annotation, biological process: glucan catabolic process. Bases 1189 to 3855 code for a protein of 888 amino acids. The transcript is spliced from 8 exons. Lineage: Eukaryota; Fungi; Ascomycota; Leotiomycetes; Helotiales; Sclerotiniaceae. Gene Ontology annotation, molecular function: beta-glucosidase activity.